GCCUCCGUCCUCCCCUGAUGCCCAUUCCUCCUGUUUACUUCCCUUUGUUUCUGUCUUGCCUUAGAGUGUUUAAAAGGGAGGCUAGCCUGAGCCAGGGUGAACAGCAGGACACCCCCCAGGAGACCGCCUUGGACAUCAGCCUGAGCUAUAUCUACAAGUUCCUGACACUGUGUGCCCUAGUACAGCCAGGGUUCACCACUGAUGAGAACCUCUUGGACCUGAUUGAGCUGCUGUGCAGAGCUGGCCUGGACGUGCGGCUGCGCCUGCUGCCCCAGACAGACCUCCAGCAGCUCCUGCUCCUGCUCCUGGAGAACAUCCAGGAAUGGCCAGGGAAGCUCCAGCAGCUGUGCAGUGCCCUGAGCUUGGUGUCGGAUCACCACCACAACCUGCUGGCGCUUGUGCAGUUCUUCCUGGAUGUGACCUCCCGGAGCAGGCAGCUUCGAAGCCAGCUCAGCCUCGUGGUCAUUGCCCGGCUGCUGGACCAGCAGGAGACACUCUCUCUCUGGCAGGAGAAGGCCCAGCUGGUAGAGCUCAGCCGGCUCCUGAGCCUCAUGAGGCCAUCAUCCCUUGGGCUGUACCUGGACUCUGAGACCUUGCCACCCUGCCAGGAACAACAGCCAAAGGCCAGUGCUGAGCUAGACCACAAGGUCUGCUACCUGUGUCACAGCCUCCUGACACUUGCUGGGGUGGUGGUCAGCUGCCAAGACAUUACUCCAGACCAGUGGGGAGAGCUGCAGCUGCUAUGUUUGCAAUUGGACUGCCACAUCAGCACCCAUAUCCGGGAGAGCCCCCAGGCCAUGCACCGGACCAAACUCAAGGACCUAGCUGCCCAGACCUACAUCCGCUGGCAGGAGCUGCUGUCCCACUGCCAGCCCCAGGCCCAGUACUGCCGCCCCUGGGAAGACGUCUAAUGGAGCAGGGUAGGAGUGGCCCAUGGCUCUUGGCUCUGGCAGGGAGUGAACAGGACCCAUGGAACUGGAGGAAGCAAAGAAUGGAGGCCAGAGGAGGACCAGUCUGAUGAAACAAGAGCCCUCUACCACCACUGCCCUGACCCCGCCGGCAAGGGAUCCUGCCUCACCCUGCCUGCCCACCCCACACCCACCGUUCUCCUUCCCCACUCAGCACGUCCUCUGCACCCAAGGCCCUCCCAGGCCACAGUCCUCCCAUCCUCCUUCCUCUCCCUGUCACCAAUGUGAGGUUUCUUUGUGUGCACUAAAGUCUAAUUUCACAUCAGUGGUUCAGAUGAUUUCCUGCAAUCCCUAUGCUGAGGUCCCAUGCCCAGCAUCCAGUUUGCUGAAUGCUCACCUCAGUCAUGUGACUGGGACUCAGUCCCUGCUGCCCUAUAGCAGGGGGCUAUUUGUAAACCUCCAAGAAGGAUCAGUUGUUCCUGUGGCCCCAGAAACCCCCUGGGGCCUGGACAGGGAACAUGUGUCCGGACCUAGUCUGGGACCAUUCCCCACUCCCACCCUAUUGGGGAAGAUCCCCAGAGUGAGACAGUAGAUCAAAGCUGUAAUCACACUUAGUUCAGUCUAUUGUCGAGCUCGAGCUCGGAAAUCAACU
This is a messenger RNA of Phyllostomus discolor (pale spear-nosed bat), 1560 nucleotides long. RefSeq names its product protein FAM178B. Bases 18 to 911 code for a protein of 297 amino acids. The transcript is spliced from 8 exons. The record is from RefSeq and is a predicted model, not a curated record. NCBI's taxonomy places the organism in Eukaryota, Metazoa, Chordata, Mammalia, Chiroptera, Phyllostomidae.